GUAUAAAAGGAGAGAGGAGAGAGUUCUCAAGCUUUGCUGUAUGUCCCGGGAUGAGCGGGGUGUGUGAGGAUGUGAGUGCCAGUGUGUGGAUGCUGGACUCGGACUGUUUUCUCACUUGACUCUUGAUAAGUAGCUUCUAAGAUGAACCUGGCUCCAUCCUGGCACCUCUCACUGCUCCUCCUGAGUGCUCUAACAGGUGUGUACGGGAAGAGAAUCAUCGGGGGUGCAGAGGUGAACCCAUACUCCGUCAAGUAUCAGGCCUCCCUCCUGUUCAUGAACCAUCACUUCUGUGGAGGCACCCUCGUCCACCCGCAGUGGGUGGUGUCUGCUGCCCACUGCUGGAGACCGAGGCACCUGAUCCAGGUGGUCCUGAGUGAGCACAGCAUCUACAAGCUGGAGGGCUUUGAGCAGAGGUUCGAUGUCUCCUUAGUCGUCAGGCACUACCAGUACCAACACUGGACGUUUGACAAUGAUAUCAUGCUGAUAAAGUUGGACCGUCCAGCUAUCAUCAAUGCCAGGGUCGAGCCGGCCUCUUUGCCCGACCCAGACUUACCGCCUUUGGCCGACCUUGCCCAGUGCACAGUCAGCGGCUGGGGUGUGACCUGGCUCAACAGCUACAGCCUGUCACCUAUGCUGAGGUCCGUGGAUGUGAACAUCUUUGACAACUGCAGGCAGUACUACUACUUCAGGGUAACAGACAACAUGGUCUGUGCUGGCUCUCACUUUGGUGGGAAAGACUCCUGUCAGGACUGGGGUUAUCUCCAGGUCGGAAAAGUGAAGCCAAUGUGGAAGUGCCUUAAACCUGCAUUCUUGCUAAUGGACAGCGGGGGGCGACUCCAAUGGUCGCAAAAAGAGGGUGACUCAGGAGGACCUCUUAUCUGUAACGGUAAACUUGAGGGCAUUGUAUCCUGGGGCAUCGGCUGUGCUUAUGCUUACUACCCUGGCGUCUACACUAAGGUCAGAAACUACCUCGCAUGGAUCAAUUGGGUCAUCCAGAACAGAUAAUGAGACUCUUAAUGACAAACUCACCUAAAACUCUACUGUGAUGAAGAUUGGAAUGGAUCCUUGUUGACCCUGAGGUCCUAUUUUGGGUUGUCUUCUAUCCAGUAGUUUCAUAUAAACAUGAAUAUAUUUGCUAAGAAGAAAUAAAUACACCCCAAAACACAAGCAGGUAAAAAUACACAGUGAAGUCACUUUUAAAAAAGGGUUAUUUUGAAAUAAAAGUCUGGGAUAUACUACCACAACUAAAUGCACUUUGUAUUUUGUAGUUAUUCUACUGUGUUUGUAGUGUUUUUAAGAAAUGAUAGAAAACCAUGUCACUCAUUUUGGGAAUCACUUCAGGGAUCAUUUUGCUCUUUAAAGCUUCCAUUUCUCCACUGACACAGAGCUCAAAGAGAAGCUGGACUUAAUAAUAAAGAGACAUAUUUUCUCAAACUGUCUCCUCUCUUAUUGCCCAACUAUCACACUGAAACGUGCAGUAGAUCAUGAACCACACAAAUUAUGAAAAUUCUCUUGCGCAAACUUUAGUCAUAUAGGUGAGUCACAUCAUCCUGUCUGAACUUCCUGUAUAUAUGUCACAUCCACACAAACUGAAUAAUGGCAACAAAAAC
Molecule: messenger RNA, 1610 nt
Organism: Epinephelus moara (kelp grouper)
Lineage: Eukaryota; Metazoa; Chordata; Actinopteri; Perciformes; Serranidae
Product: serine protease 1-like
Exons: 7
Coding region: 142-1005 (287 amino acids)
Biological process (GO): proteolysis
Molecular function (GO): serine-type endopeptidase activity
Source: RefSeq, a predicted model, not a curated record